This is a messenger RNA of Zychaea mexicana, 927 nucleotides long. RefSeq names its product kinase-like domain-containing protein. The coding region runs from base 1 to 927 and encodes 308 amino acids. The record is from RefSeq and is a predicted model, not a curated record. Gene Ontology annotation, cellular component: cytoplasm. NCBI's taxonomy places the organism in Eukaryota, Fungi, Mucoromycota, Mucoromycetes, Mucorales, Lichtheimiaceae. Gene Ontology annotation, molecular function: ethanolamine kinase activity; choline kinase activity. Gene Ontology annotation, biological process: phosphatidylcholine biosynthetic process; phosphatidylethanolamine biosynthetic process. The transcript is spliced from 2 exons.
AUGAGUGCACCAGACCGACCUCGUGUUCUGCUCCGGGUCUAUGGCAUAGGCGCUGAACAACUCGUCGAUCGACAGCACGAGCUAGAAUGGUUGGCCAGAUUAUCACGCAUGAGCACCAGCUUGAGCCCGCAGCUCUUGGCUAAGUUCGGUAAUGGCCGGUUCGAAGAAUACCUCGAAUCGACGACGUUGACGCAUGCUGAUCUACACAACCCUGACAUUUCCUGUCAGAUCGCUCAGUGUCUGAGAGAGUUGCAUGAUGUCACUGAAGAAUAUCCACCGCCGACAGAAAACUGUCGUGUGGAAGUUUGGCGUAACAUAUCCCAAUGGUAUGCCUAUGCCCGUGAAUUGCUGAACCAAGAGGAGUGGAAAGAGAAGUUGAAGCCGUUGGCGUUGGAUACCGCGCUGCCCAAGGAAAUUGAACUGUGUAAGGCGUAUAUGCACAGACAAGAUGUGCCACAAUCACCCGUCAUUUUUACACACAAUGAUGCUCAAUAUGGCAAUGUACUACGAGUUGAGAAAACUGGCGAGUUGGUGCUUGUGGAUUUCGAAUAUGCCGGAUACAAUCCACGAGGAUUCGAUAUUGCCAACCAUUUUUCUGAAUGGAUGUACGAUUACCAUGGUCCCAGUCCUGCUAGCUAUGAUGUUGACAAAUACCCUACCGAAGAAGAGCAGUUACGCUUUAUUACGGCAUACAUCGAAGCUGGUGAUGACGCUAAUAAGGAUUUGCUAGACCCAAAGGAAUUGCAACAAGAUGCUUUGCGGUGGGCGAUGGUGGUCCAUUUACAUUGGUCUUUGUGGGGUCUGGUUCAGGCCAGUCAAAGUGAGAUCGAUUAUGAUUACUUCUUGUACUUUACUGAACGCUUGAAAGGGUUCAGAAAAGGUCUUGAGAGAGCACUCGAACAAAACACAAAUAGUAGUAGCGCAUAA